CAACACUGGCAUAUCAACCAUCAAGCUCUGUGAAUAACUAAUAGCUCAAUCUAUAAAAAUCCGAAGGGCGCGCGUUCUCUCUCAGGCAAGAGAAACGAGAGAUGGAACCAGCAACACCGCCCAUCCACAUCGCCAUGUUCCCAUGGUUAGCAUUCGGCCACAUCAGCCCCUUCAUCCAGCUGUCCAACAAGCUCUCCAUGGAUCCCACCAUCAAAAUCUCCUUCCUCUCAGCCCCAGCCAACAUUCCCCGCAUCUCCUCCACCCUCUCAUCCACCGUUCAUAUCAUCCCCCUCGAAAUCCCACCCGUCGAUGGAAUCCCACCCGGCGUCGAGAGCACUGCCGACAUGACCCCACACCAAGCUGAGCUCCUUAAGAAGGCCGUUGACAACAUGAAGCCCCAGAUCGAGAAUCUCCUGGCCCACCUCCAUCCCCAAAUCAUCUUCCACGAUUUCACCCACCAAUGGCUGCCGUCCAUCGCUACCUCACUCAACAUCAAGACCUUCUUCUUCUCCGUCUUCAACGCCACGGUGCUUGCUUACGCCGUCGUCCCUUCCAGGCUCGUUUCUUCCCAAAUUACCCCCACCGUUGAAGACUUAAAGAACCCACCUCCAGGAUUCCCGAAGACCUCUGCUGCAGCGGUCUCGGCCUACGAAGCCCGAGAUUUACUCUACAUUUUCAAGAGUUUCGGUGGUCCGAGCGCCUACGAUCGCGCCGUGUCCUGCAUGAAGAACAGCUCCGCCAUAGUACUUAAGACUUGCAUGGAAAUGGAAGCUCCCUACGUCGAAUACAUCAAGUCCCAGUACGGCAAACCAGUCUUACUGGCCGGUCCGGUGGUCCCGCAGCCGCCAACCGGAGCCCUCGAUCAUCGGUGGGCCGACUGGCUCGGCCAGUUUCAGGAGAAAUCCGUAGUCUUCUGCUCCUUCGGGAGCGAAUCCUUCCUGAAAGAAGAUCAGAUCCGAGAGCUGGUUCUUGGGUUGGAGAUGGCGGGACUACCAUUUUUUGUGGUACUGAAUUUCCCAGACGGGGAAGAUAAGGUGGCCCGCUUGAAGGCAGUAUUACCGGAAGGGUUCGAAGAAAGGGUGAAGGAUAAGGCGGUGGUGCAUACAGGAUGGGUGCAGCAACAGCACAUACUGGCGCACGUUAGUGUGGGGUGCUUCGUGUGCCACUCGGGGGUGAGUUCUAUCACCGAGGCGCUCGUUAAUGACUGCCAGCUCGUGCUUCUACCGCAGAAGGGCGACCAGUUCCUGAACUCUAGGCUGGUGAGUGGGGAUCUGAAGGCGGGUGUAGAGGUAAAAAGAGACGAAGAGAGUGGGUAUUUUGGGAAAGGGGAUUUAUGUACGGCUGUGAAGACGGUGAUGAAGAUGGUUGAAGAGGAGCCUGGGAAGACGGUUAGAGAGAAUCACAGAAAGUGGAGGGAUUUUCUGCGUGAUACCGACGUGCACGAGAAGUUUUUGAAGAAUUUUGUUGUGGAGAUGAAAGGGAUAAUGUACGGUGGCGAUGGAAUGUAGCGUCAACUGUAUUAAUAGCUAACCGAGUAAAAUUACCAUAUUUUCGAGCUA
Magnolia sinica is the source of this 1559-nucleotide messenger RNA. Its product is annotated as anthocyanidin-3-O-glucoside rhamnosyltransferase-like. Bases 102 to 1508 code for a protein of 468 amino acids. Lineage: Eukaryota; Viridiplantae; Streptophyta; Magnoliopsida; Magnoliales; Magnoliaceae. Gene Ontology annotation, molecular function: UDP-glycosyltransferase activity. The transcript has a single exon. The record is from RefSeq and is a predicted model, not a curated record.